GGCCUGUAAGAACAUAAUGAGCCUCUCUAUGGUUUGAUUGGUGACUUUUACUUUUUAAGAGGUGUUCUGGGAUUUUGGAGAUCUGUGGUUUGUUUUGGCUUUGCUAGGACUGGCUAGUUUGCCUAAGGCCUAAAAUGGAUGGUGAAACAAAAUCUCCAUGCCGUGAGGCCUCAAAGAACAAGCAUGCUGUACAAACAAAAGAAUCUGGAUACCUGAAGUCUGUCUUUGUACGAGUUACUCAGAUCUGGCCUCUUAAAUAUGUGUUCAAGAUACUGAAGAAAAUUCUUUCCCUAGCUGGUCUUUCUCCUAAAAUUGAGAAUGUAGGAACUGUUGAGUCUAAAUCUCCCUAUGGCAGACGUUUUGUGAGUGGAAGGAAAAGGCUUGGCCGCUUUGCUCGUCUUCUACUUUCGCUUGCCCCUCAAAAACUACAGUGUGCUCUGGGCUACCACUCGGCAGAAAGUAUAGGGCAGGCUGGAGGGUCAGAUGAUAUCAGAAAGUCUCCUCUGAAGCCAUGUGGAAAGGGCAGCAAGAGGAAGCAAGAUGAUCUCGAAGUAGAAGAGCAACAAAGCUGGGUUGCUUUAAUGAAUGAGGACCUUCCAGAUGAGGAUGAGGAAGAUGAUCCAACUUAUGAACCCAGUAACACAGACACAGAUAGUGAAGAACACCAUUCUAAAAAUGACACAGAAAGUGAUCUUGAAAUUGAAGAAAAAGAGGGCGUUGUGAUGCUCAAAGAAUCUCCAGCAAAGAAACCGGAGGCCAUGGUCAAUGGUGACCCAUCAAAUAAGGAGGAAAAGCUAACCAAUGGAAACCCAGUUGAUGAAAAUCAGAAAACAGAGGAUGAACAGCAGAAGGAAAUCACCAACUCUUCUGCAGAAUAACUCAUGUGGCAUACCAGCCUGAAUGGUUCAUUUGCAUUCUUAUGCAUCUCUAAAUGCUAUUUAUGUAAUAUAGACUUAUCUUGCCAACAUUUUUGCUAAUAUAUCAAUAAAUAUUUUUCACUGAAA
Molecule: messenger RNA, 1004 nt
Organism: Xenopus tropicalis (tropical clawed frog)
Lineage: Eukaryota; Metazoa; Chordata; Amphibia; Anura; Pipidae
Exons: 7
Coding region: 135-878 (247 amino acids)
Source: RefSeq, a predicted model, not a curated record